Malassezia pachydermatis is the source of this 1248-nucleotide messenger RNA. Its product is annotated as wd40 repeat-like protein. Gene Ontology annotation, cellular component: endoplasmic reticulum membrane. Lineage: Eukaryota; Fungi; Basidiomycota; Malasseziomycetes; Malasseziales; Malasseziaceae. The transcript has 5 exons. Gene Ontology annotation, biological process: protein secretion. The record is from RefSeq and is a predicted model, not a curated record. Gene Ontology annotation, molecular function: protein binding; guanyl-nucleotide exchange factor activity; GTPase activator activity. The coding region runs from base 1 to 1248 and encodes 415 amino acids.
AUGGCGCCUCCCUUGCUCCACGCAACGUUUGCUGCAGAUGUACCUGUAUAUGCACUAGUAUUUGCAGGGGAUGAUCAUGUAGUCUUUGUUGGUGGCGGUGGCGCAGGUCGCAGUGGUGUAGCCAAUGUCAUUAAAGCGGCUUCCUUGCCGAUUGACCCAGAGAAGCCCUCGCUUCGCCCAGCUGGUGAGCUGAAGCUCAGUUCACAGGAAGAUGCGCCUAUGUGUUUGGCCAUCCAUCCCUCGCAUCCGCAUCUCGUGUGCGGUAUCAAUGCCGCCGCCGAUCAAAUGAGCACAGGCCCUAAUCAGCAUGUCCGGUUGUUCGAAUAUCAGAUCCAAGAUAUGGUCGAUCCUACGGAGGAGACGGAGGCAACGCCUGGCCUCAUGUCCAUUCAGCCUACGUCGUCGUACGAAUCCUUGGGCUUGUCCAACCCUGACCAUUACCAAAAGACGGCCACAUUCUCCCCCGACGGCAAGUUCCUGGCUGUUGCCAGUACCAAUGGCCUGGUUCAGCUGCACCGCUACCCGAGUAUGGAGACAGUCUUUUCUACGCAUGUUGGCGUCCUGUCGCUUGACGAGGAAAUUUACGAUACAGACUUUUCGCACGACAGUCGUCAGCUGGCUAUUACGACGGCCAAUCGUCUGCUGAUUCUUUCCACAGCGCCCAAAACGACCGAUGGAGAUACACCUACGUUCUCACCACGCAUUCUGCAGACCAUUGAACAACCGAAAGUCGGUAGUGGGAAAGGCCAAUUCCGCAUGGCGAAGUUCGGGCGUGGUCCGUUGCUGCAUUCAAGCUCAAAACAUGCACUGUAUACACUCAUCAAUGACGAAAGUGUGCCUGGGAGCAAGGCACGCCGGAGUUACGUGGCCAUGUGGGAUGUCGAUACAUGGACGGUGAAAAAGAUUCGUACCGUCUCGCAACGCCCUGCUACCGUGUUGGCUGUCAGUCCUAAUGGCCGGCUUGUGGCUGUGGGCGCCUCUGAUAUGACACUGAGUGUUUAUCGUGCGUCUACAUUGCAAUUCCUGUGCAAGGCAGACAAGGUCCACGAUUUCCCGCCGACAUGUCUGGCGUUCUCCCCCAACUCUCGCAUGCUCGUGAGUGGCAGCGCGGAUUCAUCUGUGCGUGUGACGGUGCUGCCUACGCAUCUGCUGCCUCGGCACGUCAUUUCGGAUGAAUCUAUUUUUGUGGUGUUCUGUAUCCUCCUUGUGCUUGCUGCCAUGAUCAUUCCGUCGUACCUGCAGGACUAA